Molecule: messenger RNA, 354 nt
Organism: Verticillium dahliae VdLs.17
Lineage: Eukaryota; Fungi; Ascomycota; Sordariomycetes; Glomerellales; Plectosphaerellaceae
Exons: 2
Coding region: 1-354 (117 amino acids)
Source: RefSeq, a predicted model, not a curated record
AUGGCCGAGGACAUCAUCGCCGCCAACCUCUGGCAGCCCACGCUCCGCGACCUCGACGAUGUCGAUGAGAUGCACGCCCACAAUCAACGGGACGCGGCUCUGCCGCCGUACACGGCCCCGCCCUCGCCGACUUUCGAGGGUUCACCGACCAUACAGACGCCUGUCGUCCGGAGGAUCCCGACCCCGCCGCCUCUGGGGGGGUGGCGAUAUGGUUGGGACGAGGAGUCGGGUAGAUGGGUUGCGUGGUACCUCAUUGAUGCAUACUGGUACAACCAGUGUCCGGUGCCAGGCGUCCUCGGAAUCCCCCAGUUUCCUGGCAUUAACCUGGGACGUGGUCAUCGACGAGGACACUGA